Meriones unguiculatus (Mongolian gerbil) is the source of this 2387-nucleotide messenger RNA. RefSeq names its product keratin, type I cytoskeletal 26. Bases 1 to 1395 code for a protein of 464 amino acids. The transcript is spliced from 8 exons. Gene Ontology annotation, molecular function: structural molecule activity. The record is from RefSeq and is a predicted model, not a curated record. NCBI's taxonomy places the organism in Eukaryota, Metazoa, Chordata, Mammalia, Rodentia, Muridae.
AUGUCUUUUCGGUUUUCCGGGGGAUCCAGGCUCUGCUCUCGAGCUGGGUCUGUCAGGCUGUCCCGGGGAGGGGCAGGCUUCGCGGCUGGGAAUGUGAGAGUCGGGCCUGGAGCAGAAAGCAGCUUUUCCUGCACCCUUGGGGGCAUCUCCUCCGGAGGAAGCUUUGGCAGCGGCCAUGAGGGCUCGGGUAGGGGAACUAGCAUGGGUUUCCUUAGCAACGAGCCUGGGCUCCUCUCUGGAAAUGAGAAGGUGACCAUGCAGAACCUCAACGAGCGCCUGGCAUUGUACCUGAACCACGUGGGUGCCCUGGAGGAGGCCAACACAGUCCUGGAGAAGAAGAUCGAAGGCUGGUAUGAGAGAUGCGGGCCUGGCAGUGGCCGUGGACUUGACCAUGACUACAGCAGGUAUUUCUCAGUCAUCGAGGACUUGAAACAACAGAUCGUUUCUGUGACCACCUGCAAUGCCAACCUUAUUCUUCAAAACGACAAUGCCAGGCUCACAGCGGAUGACUUCAGGAUGAAGUACGAAAAUGAGCUUGCCCUGCGCCAGAGUGCUGAGGCCGACACCAACGGUCUUCGCAGAGUGUUGGAAGAGCUCACACUCGCCACGACCGACCUGGAAAUACAACGCGAGGCUCUGAGCGAGGAACUGACAUACCUCCAGAAGAACCAUGAGGAGGAAAUGGAAGUCCUGCAAAACGCAGCAGGGGGAAACAUCAAUGUGGAGAUGAACGCGGCCCCCGGGGUGGACCUGACCGCCCUGCUAAACAACAUGAGGGCCGAAUAUGAAGAUCUGGCCGAGCAGAACCGAAAAGAUGCAGAGGCCUGCUUUCAAGAGAAGAGCGCAGCUCUGCAGCAACAGAUUUCAGACGAUGCGGGAGCAGCCACGGCGGCCAGGAACGAGCUGGUGGAACUGAAACGCAGCCUGCAGACUCUGGAGAUAGAGCUUCAAUCCCUCGCGGCGAUGAAACAGUCCUACGAGAGUUCGCUGGCCGAGACGGAAGGGAAUUACUACGCUCAGCUGCAGCACAUCCAGGAGCAGAUCGUGGCCCGGGAGGAGCAGCUGCAGCAGAUCCGCUCGGACACAGAGGGCCAGAAGCUGGAGCACGAGCGGCUGCUGGGCAUCAAGACACAUCUGGAGAAGGAGAUUGACACAUACUGCGCCCUGCUGGACAGAGAGGAGCAAAGAGGUGAAUCCACAUCUUACAAACCAAAGGACAGCAAGCCAGUAAAUGAAGCCAAUGAGCCAACGGAAGAAACGCUUGUCCGGACGAUGGUUGAGGACCUAGACCAGCUUGGCAGCCUCCUCUCCCUGCGAGUGCACUCGGUAGAGGAGAAAUCCUCAAAGAUCAGCAAUAUCACCAUGGAGCAGCGGGUGCCUUUCAAAGCCCCGUGAUGACGGAAAGGUUGUUCAUCAAACACAACGCUGCCUCAGAAGAUCCCACUGGCCAAGUAACCCAAGAGAACUAGCCAUGCCUGUCCCUAAGAGUCAAAGGACUAGACUCUGGCUUCCUUUUCUUUCUCUUUCUCAUGCAGUCAUGAGCAACCCCGGUGGAGGCACCAGAACCCUUGGCUUUGGCAGAGAAAAAAAAUUCCAUGGGCAGCCAAGGUGAAGCAGAGUUGGAGAUUUCCUAAAAGGCAUUUUUUUUUUUUAACCUCGCUCCGAAGCACACGGGUCGAUAGAGAGUUGUUCGGGGCAAGGGGUGUGUGUGAUGUACCUGGAUGCCAGUGUGGACUCCUCUAGGGAGAGUCAGACUUCGGUGUCUUUAUCAAAGGCAUACAUAGGAUUUUUGGUGCCUCUCAAUUUAUAUCUCUAAAGGUCACAAGAAAUGCCCCCUCUCGUUUCUUUAACACUGCUCGAGGGGUGCAGCUUAUAACAAGGUUAAAACUUUACAAAAGAAAUCCCUUCGGGAAACAAGGCUGGCAGAUGGAUGGAUGGGGGUGUUGUUUAGAUUUGGGAGUGAGGAGACGGUGUUGGAAACUCAGGGUGAUGCAUCAUGAUGGUCCUCAGUAAGUAGGAUUUGGUUUGACAGGUGUCUUUGGAGAAAGUUGUGUACUGUGUCUCAGGCCAUUUGGGCUUCGUCAGGGAUUUCUAAAGUUUCUGGACUUCUCAGGAGAGUUGGGUCAGAGUCUGGGAUGAAAGGCGUAGUUUUUUUUCAACCUUUUCUUCCCGUGUCACCAUAAUGUUCCUAUAUGUCUACCCUGCCCCAGUGCUCUGGUAAGCCUUUACAGGAAAUGGGACCAUCUUGGUAACUUGUUUUUAUCUUGUGAACCUUUAGCCAUUUCAUAAGGAGCUCUUCUGUUGCAAAUUAUUUUUAAAUCUCUGCUUCCUUUCAACUACCACAGCUGAUCCCCACAGGACUAUGGCAAGGACGCAAUAAAAAAACA